CUCACAUCUUUUAGUGGACAUAAACUAGUUCUGCACUGUACUGGUUUCGACUUGUUAGAAAUCUAGGCAUUUCAAGGCGCCACCGUACACGAAUAACGCAGAUUACCUCAGUUUAAAGCAGUUCUUAGUGUAUAGUGAUCGAGUUUGCGCAACGUAAACAAAUUAAAUAUGAGUUCUAGAAGGAAAAAAAUUUUUGAUCUUCUGGCCAGGCACUGUGAUGAUACCAAUCAUGACAAACUAACAGUAUCUGCAAGACCAGAAAAAAUAGACGCCCAAUAUUUGAUGAAUACAGCAAAUCUUAUGCCGCCUGGUUAUUUACUCUCUAAGGAAACGGCUGCUUUUAACAAGAGCGAUAAUGCAUUUUGCAGUAUGAACCUCGAAAAUAUAAAAUCAGUUUUGAGUAUUGAAUCCAAUAAAGUUACACCGAUUGUGGCCGAUAAAGGAGACGCAAAUGCUAGUGAAGAAGUAAGAAGUGUUCUCGAAAAAAUCAUAGAUGUAAUAGAAACUGACCAAUUGGACCCUGAAAAAUGUGGCAAACGGAAAAAUAUUGUCGAAGAGGAUCUGUAUUUAUCAUCGGACACGGAUCCUUUCCAAACUGAUGAUGAAGAAAACGACCCUAAUUUUAAUCCACAAGAAAGCAAAAAGAAGAGAAAAAACUUUAAUUUUGAAAACAAUUAUCAAGAAACUGAUACAAGUUCUAACACAGAUGAAAAGAAUAAAAAUGCUAGAAAAAUAUCUAAAAAAAAGCUAAGAAGAGAACAUACUUGGAAAAGAAACAUAAUUAAGUCAUCGAGAAAUCAAGGAAAGAAAUACACCAACUGGAAAGGAAAAAAACAAUUAGCAAGAAAAAUGAAAACAUCAUGUGAAGAGAAAUGUAGAAUGAAGUGUCUAAAUAAAAUGAGUGAAGAAGAAAGACAUAAAAUAUUUACUGAAUAUUGGGGAUUAGGAGAUGUCAACCGCCAACGUGAUUUUAUAUCCAAAUAUGUUACAGUAGUUUCUAAAGCUAGAACUAGAAUUCGUAAAAAGAAUAAGCAUCAUCCCGCUGAAUUAAAAGAAAAGAAUGACAAUACAUUCUUAGAACUGUCUAAUGAUAAAAACAGUAGAAGAAACAGUACUUUUACAUACUCUCUUCCCAAAAAUGAAAACAAUAAGCCCAAAAAGGAUCUCUGCGAUAUUUGCCACAACUACGAUAAUAGUUCUCUUGAAGAAAAAUUAGAGUUGGAAGAAGAUUAUCGCAUCCAUAUCCUAAAUAAAAAUAGGGCAAGAGAAAUCAAACAGUUUGAGAAACAAAGAGCAGCUGAGAAUAGCAGUGAGAAACUCAAGCUCAGUUCCAUUUGUUAA
This is a messenger RNA of Acanthoscelides obtectus, 1341 nucleotides long. Lineage: Eukaryota; Metazoa; Arthropoda; Insecta; Coleoptera; Chrysomelidae. The record is from the annotation of a GenBank genome assembly.